Cajanus cajan (pigeon pea) is the source of this 1192-nucleotide messenger RNA. RefSeq lists its product as uncharacterized. NCBI's taxonomy places the organism in Eukaryota, Viridiplantae, Streptophyta, Magnoliopsida, Fabales, Fabaceae. The record is from RefSeq and is a predicted model, not a curated record.
AGGAACCUCUCAAGUCUCAACUACCUAACAACCCCUCACCCUCACACUCUACCUCUCUCAACCCUAACCAAAACAAAACAUGAAUCUCUGAAAUUCUCAUUUCCUUUGCCCAAAGCUUCUCCAAUGUGGCCACCGUGGAACAAAUCAGCCAUUCCAAUUCACACCACCUCUUCCUCAUUCUCCUGCUCCUCCUUCAAAGACAUCCAAUCCCUCUGCCUCGAAGAGCCCCCUCUUCCCGCAACAGCAACAAAACCCUCCGUCUUCCACCGAGUCAGACUCGCUAACUCGCUCCUCCGAACCUGCUCGACUCACCUCCAACCCCUCAAACACUCCCUCUCCCUCUCCCUCCCCCAACCCCAUGUCUCCAAACCCACCAUUUAUUUCCCGGGCGCCGAACACCGCGUCGUCGUCUACUACACCAGCCUGCGCGUCGUCAGGCCCACCUUCGAGGCCUGCAAGACCGUGCUCUCCAUCCUACGCGGCUUCCGCGUCCGAAUCGACGACCGCGACGUCUCUAUGGACUCCGCCUUCGCCCACGAGCUCAACCGGAUAAUGGGCCGCCACGGGCCCGACCUCCACGCCGACCUCGGCCUGCCUCGCGUCUUCAUCGCUGGCAGGUACGUCGGUGGCCUCGACGAGGUCCGGCACCUCAACGAGGUUGGCGAGCUCAAGAGGCUCCUCCAAGACCUCCCCGCAGUGGAUCCCUCCGACUGCCACGUGUGCGCCGCUCACAGGUUCGUCCUUUGCGACCACUGUAACGGUAGCAGGAAGGUCUACACCGACAAAAGUGGCUUCAAAACGUGUAAUGCCUGCAACGAAAACGGUCUCGUUAGGUGUCCCUCUUGUCUUGCUUCUGCUUCUUCGCCCUUUUCACCCUCCUCCUGAUCCUAUUUAACCAUCCAAAUUCCUUAUUUUAUUUUAUUUUUUAUAUUCUUUAGCUUUUCUUUUUUGGAUAAUGAGUUUUGUAGCUUUUGGGGCUUGUGAGAAUAUGUAUAGGCCCACCAGGUGGGGGAUCGUAGAUACUAGAUAGAUAGAUGCAAUGUGUGUGAGAGUAUCUCUAUCCCCCUCUGGAAGGGUAAUAUUUUCAAGGCUAUAUAUUAAUUAAUUAGCUAACUUGUCUUUUUUCCUUUUACUCAAUCACAUUGUACUUUAAAAAAAAUAUGUUGUGCAUAAUUUAAAUUUUUAUUUUUCA